AUGUUAAUGCUGAUGAUCCUGAUCUUGUAGAAGAAAUAUUCAAAAUUGCUGUUAGAUUCAGAUAGUAAUUCAAAAAGGAUAUUAAGAUAUGGUCAUAAUGAAUAGGAUUAACCUGCAUUCACUCAACCAUAAAUGUAUGAAAUCAUUAAUAAAUAAAAACCUGUAUUUCAAUUAUAUGAUCAAUAAUUAAGAAAAAAUGGAGUCAUUACAGAUGAUUUUGCAAGUACUGAAAUUAAGAAGUUAAACAAUAGUCUUGAGACUGCUUAUAAAAACAUCUAAAAGGAAACUUUUGAUAAAGUACAUUGGGUACCUAAACCAUGGGAAAAGAUUUAAUAAGUGACCAAAUGGGGAAAGGUAAAGGAUACUGGUGUUGCUUUGAAGGAUUUAUUAGAGUUGAACGGGAAAGUUAAUCAUUUACCGGCUGAGUUGACUGUUCAUCCAUAAGUUAAGAGAAUUUAUGAAUAAAGAAAGUAGUCAAUUGAAUAAGGAAAAGGAAUUGACUUUGGUACAGCUGAAGCUUUGGCUUUUGGUACCUUGUUACAUGAAGGAUUCAGCAUAAGAUUGAGUGGUCAAGAUUGUGAAAGAGGAACAUUCUCAUAAAGACAUGCAGUCCUUAAUGAUCAAAAGAAAGACAUCAAAUAUUAUCCACUUAGAAAUUAAAUACCUGCUGGAGGAAGUAACAGAUUUGAAGUUUAUAAUUCUCCAUUGUCAGAAUAUGGAGUCUUAGGAUUCGAAUAUGGAUAUUCUCAAUCUAAUCCUAAUGUUCUGACAAUUUGGGAAGGACAAUUUGGAGAUUUUGCUAAUGGAUGUUAAAUCAUGAUUGACAAUUUCAUUACUUCAGGAGAAUCUAAAUGGAAUGUACCCUCAGGACUUGUUAUGAUGUUACCUCAUGGAUUAGAUGGCUAAGGACCUGAACAUUCCAGUGGAAGAAUGGAAAGAUUUUUAUAAUUGAUGGAUGAUGAUCCUAACAUUGUAUUUCAGAUGAAAGAGUAGAGAAUUAAAAGAUAAAUUCUCGAUUCUAAUUUCUAAGUGUGUGUCUGUUCAAACCCUUCAAAUUAUUUCCACUCUCUUCGUAGAUAACUAAGAAGGGACUUUAGAAAACCUUUAAUUUUAUUCAAUUCUAAAAGAUUACUUAAAUUUUCUAAGGCAACUUCUGACAUUUCUCUUUUCCUUGAAGGUACCAGAUUCCAUAGAUUGAUUCCUGAUACUCAUGAAGAAAUUAAAGCUCCUAAAGAAAUAUAAAAGUUUAUUAUGACAUUUUAUAGAAAAGACAAGACACUAAAAGAAAUGAUGUUGCCAUCAUUAGAGUAGAAUAAUUAGCACCUUUUUGCAUAUGACCAUUUCAGAAUAGUUGCUUAAUAAUACGAGAAUGCAGAAUUUGUGUUCUGUUAAGAAGAACAUUAAAACUCAGGUGCUUGGCAAUAUCUAGAACCAAGAAUUUAAAAUGUUUUAUCCUUGCUACAUCAAUAAAGCAAAAUUAAACAUCAAUAUUUAACAUUUUGUGGUAGAAGACCAUCAGCAUCAACAGCAAGUGGAUCACCAACUGUACACAAAUAAGAAUUAGAUAAGCUUUUAAAUAUACUCUUUUAAUGA
This is a messenger RNA of Paramecium tetraurelia, 1593 nucleotides long. RefSeq lists its product as uncharacterized. Gene Ontology annotation, molecular function: oxoglutarate dehydrogenase (succinyl-transferring) activity; thiamine pyrophosphate binding. Gene Ontology annotation, cellular component: oxoglutarate dehydrogenase complex; mitochondrion. Lineage: Eukaryota; Ciliophora; Oligohymenophorea; Peniculida; Parameciidae. Gene Ontology annotation, biological process: tricarboxylic acid cycle. The record is from RefSeq and is a predicted model, not a curated record. The transcript has 5 exons.